GCAGCUGAGGUGGUGGAUUAAGAAAAUGGGGCGGGGGGAGCCUUGCUCCACCCGCGCCCCGCCCCCGGCCUGCCUCCCGAGGACUCAGAGUCCUGGAAGGUUUUACAGAGCUCCGGGCAGAGCUCCCGGCAGGGCGGGUGAAUCGCUCGCUGCCCGCAGGGAGUCGGGAAUGCCAGGGCCCAGCUGAGCAGCGCCGCCCACCGGAGUGCCAGUGGAUAUUGGAAAUCGAAUCCAAGGAAGUGACUUGAACCCGGGAGCUGGGGGCACCAGAGUCCACCUACGGGGCAUGGAUGCGCCGGCUGACCUCGAGGGCCCACGCGCAUCAGGAGGUGAUGACCCUGCAGGAAGUGCAGGAGAGACUCCCAGGUGGCUUUCCAGAGAACAGGUUUUUGUACUGAUAGCGGCAGCUUCGGUGAACUUAGGUUCCAUGAUGUGCGAGUCUAUACUUGGACCCUUUUUCCCCAAGGAGGCUGAGAAGAAGGGAGUCAGCAAUACGAUCAUCGGGAUGAUCUUUGGAUGUUUUGCUUUGUCCGAGUUGCUGGCAUCCUUGGUAUUUGGAAACUAUCUUGUACAAAUUGGAGCAAAAUUUAUGUUUGUAGCUGGAAUGUUUGUCUCAGGAGGAGUUACAAUUCUCUUUGGUGUAUUGGACCGAGUUCCAGAUGGACCAGUAUUUAUUGCUAUGUGUUUUCUAGUGAGAAUAAUAGAUGCAGUUAGCUUUGCUGCAGCAAUAACUGCAUCUUCCUCUAUCCUGGCAAAGGCUUUUCCAAAUAACGUGGCUACAGUAUUGGGAAGUCUUGAGACUUUUUCUGGACUGGGACUAAUACUAGGUCCUCCUGUAGGUGGCUUUUUGUAUCAAUCCUUUGGCUAUGAAGUGCCCUUUAUUGUUCUGGGAUGCAUAGUUUUGCUGAUGGUACCACUCAAUAUGUAUAUUUUACCCAAUUAUGAGUCUGAUCCAGGUGAACACUCAUUCUGGAAACUGAUUGCCUUACCCAAAAUUGGCCUUAUAGCCUUCGUCAUCAACUCACUCAGUUCGUGUUUUGGCUUCCUUGAUCCUACUCUGUCUCUCUUUGUUUUGGAGAAGUUUAAUUUACCAGCUGGAUAUGUGGGACUAGUAUUCCUGGGUCUGGCAUUGUCCUAUGCCAUCUCUUCACCACUGUUUGGUCUCCUCAGUGACAAAAUGCCACAUCUAAGGAAAUGGCUUCUAGUGUUUGGAAACUUAAUCACUGCUGGGUGCUACAUGCUCUUAGGGCCUGUCCCGAUCUUGCAUAUUAAAAGUCAGCUCUGGCUGCUGGUGCUGAUAUUAGUUAUAAAUGGCAUCUCUGCUGGAAUGAGUAUAAUUCCAACUUUCCCGGAAAUUCUCAGUUGUGCAUAUGAAAAUGGGUUUGAAGAGGGAUUAAGUACAUUGGGACUCGUAUCAGGUCUUUUUAGUGCAAUGUGGUCAAUUGGUGGUUUUAUAGGACCAACGCUGGGUGGAUUUCUGUACGAGAAAAUUGGUUUUGAAUGGGCAGCAGCUGCACAAGGUCUAUGGGCACUGAUAAGUGGAUUAGCCAUGGGCUUGUUUUAUCUACUGGAGUAUUCAAGGAGAAGAAGGACUAAAUCUCAAAAUGUCCUCAGCACAGAGGAGGAACAAACUACUCUCUUGCCUAAUGACACCUAGCCCUAUGGAUCCUGGAUUGACACAAGGUUGAGAGAUGAAUGCUCCUGGCCUUAAACAUCACCGUAGGAAGGGUUUUUAAAAUUUUACACACAAAACUCCAUAGACCCCAUGCCAGUAUCUUGGAAGUGUCAACGUGUUUUUGGAUGAUCUUGUAUUGCACUGUACUUACUGUGAUACUGACAGUUUGUAGUAUGCCCUGUUGAACCAGCUAUACUUGAAAUAUUAAUUAUGAAAGAGGUAGUUGAAAACAAGCAAAAAAAAAAAAAAAAAAAAAAACACUUGUUUUUAAGUGACCAAACACGUCCUUGAAGAUGUUGUUAUUGAGUUACUUGUCUUAUUUCCUCUGUUUAUUUUUUAUUCUAAGUACUGCUGAUUCUGUGAAUGUAUCUUUUUUAUUAACCGGGAAAGAAAUGAAUUAAUUUUAUAUGCUCUAAAUACUUAAAGAUGCUUCAAAAUAUAUAGAAACAUUACUAUGAAAUCAGUUUUUAAAAGAUAUACUUUCUCAUUGUCCUGAGGUUUUUGGUCUUGUUUGAAAGAAAGAAUUCUUGCCUGCCAUACAGAAACUCUCUAGCACUCCCUGGCCUCAAGUUUUUCUAAAAAUUCUGCUUGUGUGAAAAGUACAAGAAUAACAAUACUUACAAUUUCCAUUUUUGUAACCUACUUUCAAUUAUGAUCUGGAUUUAUAAACAUUACUUGGUAUAAUGUUGUUCAUUUCCUUUAAGGUCUCUGUUUUUUGGUUCUACUGUCUGUUUUGUUUUUGUUUUUAUCCAUAUUCUUGGUGAAUGUAUUUCAUCCCUAGAGCAGGUCAGCCUUUUUCCCCUAAUGCGAAUGCUUGUUCUGUUAGGGAAGGGCUUCGCCAAAUUCGUGUGAAAUCCAUGCUGUUGUUUGAAGUGAAUAAACGUCUAUUGUGU
This is a messenger RNA of Cebus imitator (Panamanian white-faced capuchin), 2568 nucleotides long. RefSeq names its product solute carrier family 18 member B1 (gene SLC18B1). Gene Ontology annotation, biological process: transmembrane transport. Gene Ontology annotation, molecular function: transmembrane transporter activity. The transcript has 14 exons. NCBI's taxonomy places the organism in Eukaryota, Metazoa, Chordata, Mammalia, Primates, Cebidae. The coding region runs from base 287 to 1657 and encodes 456 amino acids. The record is from RefSeq and is a predicted model, not a curated record.